AUUAAAUACGUUUGUUUUUAUUGAAAAUGGCGGAUAAAGAAGAUGUUCACGUGCAAGCUAAAUUAUAUACAAAAUUGAAAAAAUUUCAAAUUCAAGAUACUUUGUUAUCAAUACCAAGCAUAUCAGGAACUUUAGAAUUAAAUGCUUUAAUAAAAGGACUUCUUCUAAGUGAAGAUUCUAAUAUUUUAGAGUUCGAUUUUUUAAUAAAUGGAGAAUAUUUUGAAGCUGACAGUCUUGCCUCUUAUAUAAGCGAAAAAAAUAUUUCAACAGAAUCUGUCAUUGAAAUUGAGUAUAUACUAAAACAAAAAGAGCCAAAAUUAGAAAAGUCACUGCUACAUAACGACUGGGUAAGUUCUAUAGAUGUUGAAAACGAUCUUAUUAUAACUGGAACUUACGACAGUCUUGUAAAUAUUUGGAGUAAAAAGAAUGGAAAACUUCUAUGCGCAGCUGAAAGUCACUCAAUGGCAGUAAAACAUGUAUUGUGGAAUAAGCAUGAAAAUAAUGAAAUUUCUUUUUUAUCUGCUUCUCAGGAUCAAUCAGUGUUAAUAUGGAUGUAUAAACGACUUGAGAGUAAAUGUUUUAGCAUUCAUUCAUGUAGAGGUCAUGCAGGAAGUGUUGACUGUUUAGCUCUUCAUCCUAGAACACACAAAUUUGCUAGUGGGUCAUGGGACAAAAUGAUCAAGAUAUGGGAUUCAAAAAUAGAUUUGCAUGCCACUAAUGAAGAUAUCGAUGAUAGCACAAAAAAAUCUAAAAAAAAUUCUAUGGAUAAUGCACCCACUAUAAGGACUCCUCUUAUAACUCUAUCUGGUCAUAAAGAACCAGUAUCAUCUUUGCUUUGGAUUGAUGAUAAGCUAGUGAGUGCAGGCUGGGAUCACUGCAUUCGAUUUUGGGAUUGUGAGACUGCUACGAACACCUUUACAUUUACAGGAAACAAAGUCUAUCUAAGUAUUUCGUAUUCUGCUUCUAGUCACUUACUUGCUUCAGGAAGUACAGAUAAAUAUAUUCGUUUGUGGGAUCCAAGGGUAUCUGAUGGAACAGUUGUUAAAUCAAUGUUAUCUUCACAUAAUGGCUGGAUUUCUUCGGUUGAAUGGUCUCCGUCUAAUGAACAUCACCUUGUAAGUGGAUCUUAUGAUAAUUCAGUUAAACUUUGGGAUAUUCGUAGUACAAAAAAAUCAAUAACAAAUGUAGAAUCUCAUCAAGAUAAAGUUAUGUGUGUUCGAUGGGUUGAAAAUGAUUUAGUUUUAAGUGGAGGUGCUGAUUCUCAAGUGCAUAUCACAAAGCUUGAUUUAAAUGAAUAAAAAUAGUUGAUUUUAAAGCUUUUGAAAAUUCAAUUAA
Messenger RNA from Hydra vulgaris (swiftwater hydra), 1335 nucleotides. Its product is annotated as ribosome biogenesis protein wdr12. The record is from RefSeq and is a predicted model, not a curated record. Gene Ontology annotation, biological process: ribosome biogenesis. Lineage: Eukaryota; Metazoa; Cnidaria; Hydrozoa; Anthoathecata; Hydridae. Gene Ontology annotation, molecular function: protein binding.